Messenger RNA from Xyrauchen texanus (razorback sucker), 6119 nucleotides. RefSeq names its product large neutral amino acids transporter small subunit 1-like. Gene Ontology annotation, biological process: neutral amino acid transport; amino acid transmembrane transport. The transcript has 10 exons. The record is from RefSeq and is a predicted model, not a curated record. Bases 259 to 1833 code for a protein of 524 amino acids. Lineage: Eukaryota; Metazoa; Chordata; Actinopteri; Cypriniformes; Catostomidae. Gene Ontology annotation, cellular component: membrane. Gene Ontology annotation, molecular function: L-amino acid transmembrane transporter activity; neutral L-amino acid transmembrane transporter activity.
AGAGGGCACCAAAACUGGAUCCGAUUUAAUAUCACGCUCAGAAGGAGGAAAGAGGCAGGCCGAAAGAUGCUUUUGUGAGUCUGUAGACAUUGACAUGCUUCAUUAACCACGUUUCUCCGAGACAGUGCGGACUCCACGGUACAACCACGUGAAGAAAACCUUGCGCUGUCUCGAAGAGCUGUCGUGCUCUACAAAGGGUCGUUUUCACAUUUAAUACAGCAUAGCGAAGCGUCUUGCUUCGUUUGACAAGAAGUAGCAAUGUCAGGGUUGAAGAAACGGAGUUCCAAUACUUCCGCGGAUCGGGAUGAAGACGACAAGCAGGAGACGGAGAAGAUGCUCUCCAGCAGAGGUGGAAACGGCAACAUGAGCCGACCAGGAGACGGCACACCAGGAAGCCCAACCGCAGGCAUCAGUCCUGCGGAUGGAGAAGAAGAGACAGUCGAGCUGAAAAGAACUAUUACUCUCGUAAACGGCGUGGCCAUCAUUGUAGGCACCAUUAUCGGCUCUGGCAUCUUCGUAACCCCAACCGGAGUGGUGAAGGAAGCCGGUUCGGUCGGGCUGUCGCUGGUCGUGUGGGCUGUAUGUGGCGUCUUCUCCACUAUAGGCGCCCUGUGUUACGCCGAACUGGGGACCACCAUCACCAAGUCGGGGGGUGACUACGCCUACAUCCUUGAGGUUUAUGGCUCCCUACCUGCGUUUCUGAAGCUGUGGAUAGAGCUUCUCAUCAUCAGGCCGUCGUCGCAGUAUAUUGUGGCAUAUGUUUUCGCUACCUACCUCCUCAAGCCCAUAUUUCCCGACUGCCCGGUCCCUGAAACAGGAGCUAAACUGGUCGCCUGCCUCUGCAUCCUGUUGUUGACUGCUAUCAACUGCUACAGCGUGAAGGCCGCCACAAGGGUCCAAGAUGCCUUCGCUGCUGCUAAGCUACUGGCCCUGGUCCUCAUCAUUAUUAUUGGCUUUGUGAAGAUCGGCAAAGGUGAUACUUAUGAGCUCCUGCCUGCCAAUUCAUUCAAAGGAAGCAAUAUGGACUUUGGGAACAUCGGAUUGGCUCUUUACAGUGGGCUUUUUGCCUAUGGAGGAUGGAAUUAUUUGAAUUUUGUCACUGAGGAGAUGAUCGAGCCAUACAGAAAUCUUCCCUUGGCCAUCAUCAUCUCUCUCCCCAUUGUCACUGUUGUCUAUGUGCUGACCAACCUGGCCUACUUCACCACCCUCUCUCCACAGGAAAUGCUUACAUCGGAGGCUGUUGCUGUGGACUUUGGAAAUUACCACCUGGGGCCAAUGGCCUGGAUAAUUCCUGUGUUUGUGGGGUUGUCAUGCUUUGGCUCUGUGAAUGGCUCACUGUUUACCUCAUCCAGGCUGUUCUUCGUUGGGUCCAGAGAAGGUCAUCUUCCCAGCUUGUUGUCAAUGAUCCACCCUGACCUUCUGACCCCUAUGCCUUCUCUUAUAUUUACUUGUAUUAUGACACUCCUCUACGCAUUCUCCAACGACAUAUUCUCAGUCAUUAAUUUCUUCAGCUUCUUUAAUUGGCUCUGCAUCGCGAUGGCGAUCAUCGGCAUGAUGUGGUUACGCUAUAAGAAACCUGAACUGGAACGGCCAAUUAAGGUCAAUAUCCUGCUGCCAAUUAUGUUUGUAUUGGCCUGCUUGUUCCUCAUUGUGGUUUCUAUCUGGAAAACGCCUGUCGAGUGUGCCAUUGGAUUUGGAAUCAUUGCCACAGGAGUUCCUGUUUACUUCUUUGGCGUUAGAUGGCAGACCAAGCCAAAGUGGCUGUUGCAGAUCAUCUUCUCCGCUACGGCUAUGUGUCAGAAGAUGAUGGAUGUGGUACCUCAGGAGUCCUGAAGAACAAAUGGAGCGACAGAUGCCCCCUCAGCGCACAAAUUCAAGUCUCCUUGCAUCCAUCCUUAAUGUAUUCCUCAACUGCCUCACCUCUUUAUGUGUGAGCCAGACGAAAGUCUUAUCCUGCUGAUAAUGUUGGCAAAAUCUAUAUUAAUUACAACAAAUGAGACCAGACAAGACAAGUGUCUGGACCUAAGAGGUCACAGGAGCAUUUCAGUUCUGGAAAUUGGUUUUGUCAGUCCUUCCCUCAAUCAAAUGUAUCAUACUGUAUACAUUUUAUAGUUUGAUUUACAUGUUUUCUGAUACAUUUUUAGACCAUUCGAGAUAUAUGUGUCAUACAGCAUCAUUACUGAAGUCUGCAAGUGGUUUUCUCAGUCAUCCCUUUAUUUAGUACCUUGUUUUGCCCUUCUUUUAAUGUGGUGUGUUUGCUAGAUAGUGAGCUUCCUGUAUUGUGAUUUCAGCUUUUGUUUCUAAAUGUAUGUUAGGAAAAGUGCAUACCAAGCUGAAAGCAUCUCGCUCUUUGGAGACACCAUUGCCAAUUUUCAAUGGUUAAAGCUAUGAUCUUCUCUUGAACGAAAUGUAAACAUUUGCAACUCUUGAACGAAAUUUAAACAAUUCACAACUUGGAUCAUGACGUAAUUUCACUGAUCUACACACACUGUUGGCCAUUCGCUAUUCUACAGCAGAUAUGAUAAGUUUGCUGUGCCUUGUCUGUCAGUGUAGAAAUGUAUUAUUUUGUACAAUCUUUAUGAUACGACUUUAUACUUCAACAGAUUUAUUUUUGAUGUGUUAUUGCAGCUUUUUUUAUGCUGUUUGUAAGAAUUUCAAGGAAUUUCUCCCUUUUUCUUUUGUCUUGGUCAUCUGAUUGGUUUCACCCAAUUCCUUCUUUUUCCUCUUCUUAUUGUUAUUAUUACUACUACUGUUUUAGACAUACAGUAUUCACAAAUUCAUCAGAAAACCGAUCAAGCCCAAUACCAAAAGCCUUGCUCCAUUGUCUUAACUCAGUAAACUUACAUUACACUCCUAGAUUUGAUUGUAUAUUUUGUACGCCUAACUAUGAUUUUAAGGAGCACAAAAGAUUGGAAGCUGUUGACCAAUACAGAUAUACAUGAAGUACAGUACUUAGCACUGGACCCUGGGGCACUAUUCGAUGAUGAAUUACCUCUGAAGCAGUCAGUCUCUUGAUCAUUAUGGACCUUUCAAGAAAAAUGUCCUCUUGUAUCAUUAAAGAUACUAAUUUCUGAAAUAAACAGAUGUAGAGUUACUGUAGAGGUUUAUGGUGAUGCUGUCACCAUUUAAAAAGGUUUUUUGCUGUUGCACUACAGUGCAUAUGGCCUGCUGGUUACUCCAGUUACUGCAUCUUUAUAUUGCACCUUCAAAGGUAUGGUUAAAUUUACCCUAACAAGAGUUGAGAUUUUAGUGCCUCAUCAGUUUUUGGACUGAAAACAAAACAAUGAUUUUGCUGUAAAAUGCGUGUUUUGGAUUUGGAUGGCUGCACUUGAGAGAUGAAUGCAGUGUUUUUGAGUUAUCCUAGUUUUACUCAAUGGUUGAAUGAUUGGUUAUGAAUCAGCUGUGUAUGUCAGAGACACUGUUUGAUUUUUUUUGUUUUUGAUGGGGAAGUCUGGGGGUUUUGGGAAUGUUUGGGGUUAAAAAGUCAGACGAUGAAGGUGAUGUUAUUUUAAGACAAAACAGAAGCGGUGGGACACAAGGACGAAGAAAUAACAUUGUGUUUUGGUUAGGGCUGCAACUAAUGAUUAUUUUGAUAAUCACUAAUCUAACGAUUAUUUGACUGUUCGGGCAAUUAUUGCAACGAUUAAUCAUUAGCUCUUAACCGAUUAUUCAGCUUGUGCCCCGACUUAAAAAGUUGUAUUACACGUGCUUACUAACAAUAAAGUGGACAAAAUCAUCUUUUAAAAAUUACCCUACAUGACAUUCACUGAAAUAAAGGAAACAAAUACUUUUUAAAGUUAAAUUCAGUAAAAGAAUUCACAGCAAAAAUCCUAUUGUUAUCAAGUGUUUUUGUUUAGAUUCAAUCUCUCCCCCUCAGAUUGGGACACUUCGCGCAACUCAUAAAAGAGGCGCUGAAUGCACAGAAACAUUUCUAAUUUCGGAGUUUGUAGUUAUUUACAUGACCUGCUUCCUUAUUAUUUGAACUUUAUUAAAGCUAUAACACAUUCAAUAUAACUGCAUUAAAGAUGUAACGGCAGGGUGUUUCCUUCAAAGACGCAUGACGUGCAAGUUUUGCUUCAGCAUAGCAGCAGAUCCCACAACGAGAGUGCUUCUGUAUUUACUUAUUUGGUAUUUUUGUAUAAUUCCCUCAUACUUUGCGAGCUACAUCACUUGAAGCUGUGAAAGAUUAGUGUGCGUCUGGACUGUUAGCUGCAUUUCUUCCUCUCCUCAGUCAGGCGCAAACUGCAGUGCUGGUCUCGCGCAUCAUCAUUAGAGUUCAUAUGAGCUCAUGUUACGUUAAAUGAGAUCAAGCGACUAUUUGACCAUGAACAUUUUUGUCGACAGUUUUUUUUUUAUCGUCAACGUUGUCGAUAACAUCGGCUAAUAAUUUCAGCCCUAGUUUUGGUUAUUAUGAUUAAGAUUAUUAUGAUUAUGAACAAUUUAAGGUUUCUUCUAACGUUGCACCGAUCAGGAAUUUGAGGCUUAUACCGAUACCGCUUUUUAAAAAGUACUCUUUGCCUCACUUUUGCAAGUUAGAUUGUGCAGUUAUAUGUUUAUGCCCCACACAGUAAAAUAACGUUAACACUUUACAAAAAAGUAAAACAAUUUUAACAUUAUUUAACAACAUUACUGUAAUUAACAUGAACUAAUGAACUUAAUGUUAGUUACAACAUAUACUAUUACUUAUUUCAAAUCAAAGUUGUAUUAAUUAACAUUAGUUAAUGAUUGUCAUGACUCGCGUUACAUCACAUAUACUCCGAUUUGUAUCCUCUCCGUGCUCACAGUGCAGUGAGUCAGAAUUACUACCGUAAUGACUCUAGAAAAUGGUCAACUUUAUAUUCAUACACAUGUAAUUCUAACACAUUUAAAAGCAAACCUGCAUAUUCAUCUGAAUAACAGCAUGUCUGAAAGUUUAAAUGUGUGAAUACUUGCCAACAAUGCACCCUCCAGAGGUCACUGUCAUGCAUCAAGGGCUGGGAAAGAGCUCAUUCAUUAGAGUAGCAGUGUUUAUGUGAUUCCCUGCAUGCUGCCAAAAAAUCCGUCCCUGAUUCUAGACACGACUUCACAGACUUAAGACGAAGAUCGGCCGAUUUAGAUUAGUGUGCGAUCGAUCGGUGCACCACUAGUUUCUGCUUGGAAGGACUAAAAGACGUUUGUUUUUCUUUAUUGCUCUUAUCUUUUAGUGGGUGUUCAGAUAGUGAAGCUUGUAUUAUUUAGAGAACUACAGCAGUAUGACUAACACUCCAGCCAACAAAGACCAUCUUAUCUAAUUUAAAUAGUUAUGUAGAAAUGCACUUAUUUAUGAAUAAGUAAUAAAUUAAUAAAUAUGUAUUUAUUUAUUUGUAGGGUCCUUCAGUUAGUCCUCUACUAAUAUUUACCAGGCAUUUUUAUUAAAUGCUAAAAAACUAAAUGUUACUGAUCUUUAUAUUUUUUUCGUUUUGAUUUGUAUGAUAUUUUUUUUGAUGACACUGUAAAUGUUGUAUGUGAUGGCUUGGCUUAGUUUCCCUUUGUGCCCAUUAAUAGUUCAAAAAUAACUGCUGAUGAGUCUGCCCAACACUGACACUGGCCCUGUAUGACAACAGAUGACAUCACAAUGACUGCUAGACAAUUAUCACUACAACAUUUUUAGAUUUUUGUAGUGCCUUAGAAGUAUAACAAAAAUAUGCCGCUCACUAAGCAAUUUACAUUUCUUUCAACAAUCCAUCUUUGAUUAAACACUCUUACACACCUAUACAACAUAAACAUAUUUUAUCCACAACACAGUUACACCCAUAACAUUAUCUGUUACUUUCACAUACUGUUUUAUGCAAUCUCUUUGCAUGAGGGCAGACUCCGCCUCAGUUGAGUUUGAAACUCCAUAUGAGAGAAGAGAGCCUUUAUGUGUGAUGUAUGCUACAUUCAAUGAACAAUAGUCGUUGUACACUGUUUUCAACGGUCUUCUCUGUGAAGUGUAGUGUUUUAGGAAUGAAAUACAUCAAUGAAUAGAACCUGCUUAGUAGUUCAUUAUUCAUUUUUUUUUAUGUAUUUGUUUCAUGUCUACUGUAAUUUUUUGUUUGUUUGCAAAAUGUAAAAUUUCAUGCUCUGAAGUUAUUUUUACUUUGUGCAGAACAUUGUUGAAU